CGUUUUCCAUGUCAUUUCCUGUAAUAAAAAAAGAUGGUGGUCAAAGCUGAGAGAAGCAGCUGACUCGUUACAAAUAUUUGAGAUGAUAAACUUUACAUCGCCUUGGACUAGUGAAAUGAACCUGUACUAUUGUGUCACCAUCGCUUUACAUGUGGGUACAGCAUAGGUUGUUCGCUAGGGAGCCUAGCAAAGACCCCCCCAACGGACUGCGUAUUCUCCAAAAGUGCUAUGACGUUUGCAUGAAAGGGGCACACACAGGGUUUGGCCCUCCUCCCUGUACUGACCAUGGCAGACCCUGCCACCUUUCCAACUGAGCCGUGUAUGGAAACUGAGCCAAACUGCAACACAGGUGUCAUCAACAAACGUUCUGAGGAGCCACACAAAAAGUUAAAAGUGAACCAUGAGCAUUGUGCCAACGUGGGACAACAAAAUGUUGACUUCUGGUUCUGUGAAGAUUGUAGGGAGUUCUUUUUGGAGGAAUGCCCUACCCAUGGUCCCCCUGUCUUUGUGCCUGAUACACCUGUUGCACUGGGUGUGCCUAAUCGGGCAGCCCUCACUGUGCCUUCAGGAAUUGAGAUUAUUGAGGAGGGCCAGGAGGUGGAAGUUUGCUGCAUGGAUGAAAAUAUCCCCAAGGGGGCACUCUUUGGUCCGUACCAAGGCCAGCUGAUAACCAAUGACAAGCAGUCAGGAAAGUACUCAUGGAUGAUUGUUAAUGAGGACAACACUUACAAAUCUAUUGAUGGCCGUGAAGAAACCAUAGCAAAUUGGAUGAGGUAUGUCCGGGUGUCUUCCGAGGAGAAUGAGAGGAACUUGAGUGCUUUCCAGCAUGGCGAGCACAUUUACUUUAGUGUGUGUCGUAGACUGGCAGUGGGAGAGAGGCUUUGUGUAUGGUACAGUGAUGACUACAUGAAACGUCUGCAGAGCAUCUCCCAGGACAGGAUCGACCAUCACCUGGACACAGGGUUAAAUUCAGAAGGCCUCACCCAAUACCAAGAAGAAGUUCAAGGUCCAAUUCUACGUUCAGCUCUGCAUGGGAGGAGGACCAUUAGCAAGCAUGGGAGCGAUGAGGCCGAUAGCCAGCCUCAAGCCAAAAAGAAAAAGAUUGAUCUUAUAUUUAAAGAUGUUCUAGAAGCCUCGCUGGAAGCAAGCCAAAGUCAGGACAAUCCGUUAAAUAGCACUCUAUCAUUACCGAGGGCAAGAGCACAAGUCAGCAAUGUCUUCAACCAAUCUGGGACAUUUUCCCACCAUGUAGCGGAGACAUUCCUCAGCCAGACGGAGUGUAAGGUGGCUCCUUUGGCCUCUGGGCUGGCUCCUGUGGAGCAGUUAGAGAGUAGCCUUAAUGAAAGAUAUGUCAAAAUGGAGGAGACAGAGGAAGAGCCUACACCACAGAAUAUGACUAGUGAAGGCCCAUCUACAUCUUUCUGCCCAAACUGUGUGAGACUGAAGAGACGUAUACGAGAACUGGAGGCUGAGCUGCUCCGUUUUAAACAACAGGAACAGGCUGAGACAUUGGCAUUACCCCCAUCUGAGCCCCUGCCCAGUGAUGACCUCAGAGCAGUGGAAGGCAUGACAGCCAUCCCAGCAGUGUUGGAGGAAGAUGACCAGGACCUCGACUCCGCAGACGAAUCCAUUGCCGCUGACAUGCUGGUAGCUACUGACGACUCGUCUAAAUUGUCUGUUGGUCCAGGUCGGCGGAUUCGCCGCUUCAAGCAGGAGUGGUUGAAGAAAUUCUGGUUCUUGCGUUAUUCUCCCACGCUAAAUGAGAUGUGGUGUCACGUGUGCAGGCAGUAUACUGUGCAGUCCUCAAGGACUUCCGCUUUCAUUAUUGGUUCCAAGCAGUUCAAAAUUCACACUAUCAAGCUUCAUAGCCAGAGCAACCUUCACAAGAAAUGUCUGCAAUUGUACAAGCUACGCAUGCAUCCCGAGAAGACGGAGGAGAUGUGUCGGAACAUGAUGACACUUUUCAAUGCUGCUUACCAUCUUGCGGUUGAAGGUAGGCCAUUUUCUGACCUUCGACCUUUGGCUGAGCUCCUAAAGAAGUGUGAACUUAAAGUAGUUGAUCAAUACAUGAACGAGAGUGAUUGCCAGAUACUUAUCCACCACAUUUCUCGGGCAUUCAAAGAGGACUUGGCAGAGAAGAUCCGCCUCUCACCAUACCUUGGCGUAAUCAUGGAUGGGCAGAAUGAUGAUUUGCUGGCAGACACUGUUGCUGUUUAUGUGCAGUUCAUCACCACAGAGGGCCCACCUGCUACGGAGUUUCUCUCUUUACAGAGGCUGAAUAGUUGCAAUGUAGAUGGCUACCUCCAGGCUGUUGAUCGUGCCUUUGGUGUAUUGGGCCUGAAGCUACAGGACAUGCUAGUGGUGGGUUUGGGAAUAGAUGGUUCCAACAUUUCCUGUAGUCUUAGGGCAAACCUCUAUGUAGCCAUACGGAAGACUAUUCCAUUUGUGUUGUGUCUGCCCAUUAUGAUCCAUCGCCCCCAUCUGGAGAUACUAGAUGCCAUAUGUGGGAAGGAAUUGUCAUGUUUAGAUGAUUUGGAGAACAACCUGAAGCAGCUAUUGAGCUUCUACAGAUACUCACCGCGUAUGAUGGCUGAGCUGAGAUCAACAGCACCUACUCUGUCAGAGGAGACAGAGUUCCUUGGGGAUAUACGAGCAGUUCGGUGGAUCAUUGGGGAGCCUAAUGUUCUUAAUGCCCUCAUCAAAGACUACCUGGAAGUGGUGACUCAUCUUAAGUGUAUCAGCACUCAGACCCAGCGGGCAGAUGCAGCAGCCAUUGCUCUGUCUCUCUUGCAAUUCCUUAUGGAUUAUCAGUCUGUAAAGCUGAUCUAUUUCCUUUUGGAUAUCAUUGCUGUUCUGUCACGCCUUGCCUUUGUCUUUCAGGGAGACUAUCUUCUAGUCUCUCAUGUUGAUGCCAAGAUUGAGGAGGCCAUUCAUGAGAUUGGCCAGUUGGUAGAUUCCCCAGGAGAGUAUCUACAAGAGUUUGAGGAGAACUUCCGCGAAAGCUUCAAUGGUGUUGACCUCAAGAACCUGCGGGUAGCAGAAUCCAAGUUUCAGUCUAUUCGGGAAAAGAUCUGCCAGCGGAGCCAGGGCAUACUGGCCCAGCGCAUUGACCAGCGUAGCCGUUCUGUUGUGCAAGCUUGCAGUGUGCUUGAUCUGGCCUCGUGGCCAUGCAACAGGAAUGACCUCAGAACCUAUGGAGAAGAAGAGAUUCUCCUCAUCUAUGACCACAUGGAAACAAUUCCCUCAUCGGGUCAUGAGCUGUCACAUGACAGAAUGGAUGUAAGAGGAAGCUUGAUAGGAGAAUGGAGGGAUCUCAAAGCUGACUAUUAUAGCAUGAAUGGCUUUAAGGAAGUGAUGAAUCAUAUAUGCAGAAACAAACAACGAUUUCCUUGGCUCAAUCAGAUUCUGCAGGUGGUCAGGGUUCUGCCAACAUCAACUGUCUGCUGUGAUAAAGGACGUGGAUCUUUACACAAAUUGAGAAGGAACAACCGCUCCAGAUUAACCCUAGAGCAGAUGAAUGACCUGCUCAACCUGGCUGUUAAUGGCCCACCCAUUGCCAACUUCGAUGGCAAGAGGUCGUUAGACAGCUGGUUUGAGGAGAAGUCGGGGAACAGCUAUACACUUUCAUCAGAAGUGCUAAGCAAAAUGUCUAACACCGAACAAAAGCCUGUGCUGCACACUAUGGAUGUGAAUUCAGAGUUUUAUCCUGAUAUUUGACUGAACAGAGCCUGUCCUUUAACCAGUAAUAUUCCAAAAAGCCAUCUCGGUAGGUGUAAGCUGAUUAGGGGCUAUUAUGUGAUUGGCCAAUAUAUAUAUGACAUUGGCCCUGCUGCUACAAUGGCCUGGUUAGCUGUUCUUAUUGAUACUAUUCUUGUAUAAGAGUAGUCUGAAUGCCUUUGCAGGACAUUGGCACUUGCACGCCUACAGCUAUUCUGGAAUGUGUUAUUUCAUGUGAUCUGAUGCUCCAAAGAAAAAGGAAAGCACUUAUUGUUUGAGGGUAUAAAAAAUUGUGGAAAUACGUAAAUUGGAUACUACAAUUUAUGGAAUUUCUUUUCUUUAGAUAUUAUCUUCUCAGCAUCUAGUUACAAUAUUUUGCAUUUUGUUUUGUUAUUUGUUUUAUAUAUAUAUAUUUUUGGGGGGUUACUUACCUUAUGAGAAUUAUAUAUAAUGCAAGGCAAUUGAUCGUUGUCGCAUGUUUCAAACAUUUGUUUAGAUGGAAGGAAAUGUUUGUUUGCCAUCUUUCUUGCUGUUAUGCAUUUGGACAUAAAAUGUUCCCUUUUAAAAAGUGAAAUUCAAAGAUUUUGUUCUUUGAACUAAGAGCCAAUCUUUUCAUUUCGUUAAUCAUUUUAUUUUAUGUCUCUUAUGUCUUUGCUCAAGCAAAAUUCUUAUGAUUACUGAUUGAUUAGAUUAUGGAUGUGCCAUUAUGCAUUAUGCAAUCAUAACCGUGCAAGGUGCAAUUUAUGUCCAAUCUUCAACAUUGUUUGAAAUGCAAUAUGCAAAAUGCUAAUGCCUUAUACUUACAGAAUUUGCUGUUCUUGUGGAAUUAUAUCCCUUUGUGCUGUAUAAGUAUUAAGAUGAACAUUUCAACAUUGGACAUUUAAACUUCCGAACAGUUCUUUUAUAAACUUAAGUAGAUUGUAAGAACAAAGAUUUUGAAUACAUGGUAUACAUGGAAUACCUUUAUACUUUCAAGUACAACUUGUUUUAUUUUACUUUAUUAUUUACAGUGUACAAUCUUUCUGGUUUGCCACUAAAUAUCAUUAUCAUGUGCAAUGAAUUAUUAUACAUUUGUGGACAUUAAGUAGUUAGAAAAAUCUUUUAUGCGGAAUACUGUGGAUUUAAAAAGCUCGUGUCAUCUAAAAAUUCUGUAUACUGGCAUUGAUUAUUUUUACUUAUAGUGGGUGAGUCACUCACUCUCUUUUCUGUGGACAAAGUGAAAUUAGUAGAUUUUUAAUCAUUAUGAUGCUGCUAAAAAGUCUUAACCCUUAUUGCCAAAGUUUCUGCGGAAACGAUAAUUAAAAAACUUAGAAAUAAAGUGGGAUGUAUCCUUAUAAUUUUUGGUAUUACUUUGAAACUCUGUAACAUAUCUUGCAUUUAAAAGAAGCACUUAAAUGGAGAAUAUGCCCCUAUGCAGUAUUUGUUGUACACUAUGUAUUGAUUAUACACUUUAUUUUAACUUUAUUUGAGAGAAAUUUGAUGCAGUAAGUAAUCUUGCAUGUUAUCUGCACAACUACUAUAUAUAGUUCAAAUAAUACUGUUCAAAGCUUUUAUAUUUGCAAAAAAAGAUUUUAUGCUGUAACACCUGUAGGAAUUUAUAUAAAAUUAUGGAUAUAGUCUUUAUUUUGUAAUGUUUUUGGUCUUUUACAGACUUUUAAGCAUGUGCUCAUGGCUUUAGAAAAUUAUUUUGCAUUUAAAUCUUCCUGCUUUUGAUUUAAGUGUGAUUUAAGAUAAUCACCUUGAUAAAGCUUUAAAAUGCACCAUCUGAUUUUUCCAGAAAUAACCUCAUUCUACUGUUGUAUGUUAAACUAUUAUACUUCCAUGUGAUGCAUGUUAUCUACAUAUAUAUUUGUGUACUUUGUUACUUUUGGUAGCAUUUAAUAGCAUAGCAUUCCUUGAUUUUAAUUCUAGUUAAAGCCCAAUUUAUUGGCUCUGUUGUACUGGAUAGUAGUACGGUGUGUUCUAUUUAGUUGUUUGUAUGUUUUGUAAUAUGUUCUUUAUUGUUGUACAGACUGUUAUCUCAUAAUGAGGUAUGCCAUUAAAUGGAAUAGCUUUUGCAUUUUUGUACAUACAGUACUCUAGCUCUAUAAUUCAACAAACUGUAGUAGUGGUCUAUUUCUCUGUUUAGUUUUUGUGUGUUCAGUGUACGCUCUAUCAUUAGGGUGGUGUGGAACUGCCAUUGCUGCUUAUGGUCUUCCUGGUGUGUAAAGAAUAAUUGUUGGGCUUUCUUUUCUAAUUUAAUGUUAUGAUAUACAUUUGUUGAACUUUUUGUUGUCUACCUUAAUUAACCAAAUGGCGCGCGCACACACACUCUAGGAAUCAGUCUUUCUAUGUAUCUGUUUACUCACCACCCAACCCCAUUUUUUUAGAUUCUUAUAACAUGAGCCAAAAACAAUCUUAGGAUUUUAUCUCUUGGCGAGCUUUGUUUGUCUGUUUCUUCAAAAACAUUACGUACCAAAAUGUAAAUUCCAAGUCAAAAUUCAUACUUUUGUAUUUCAUGAUUCACAUCUUUUUGUAAUUGUAUUCACAAUAAUCUGUAUUGUAUUUUGUAUUGAUACCCCACUAUAUGCUGUUGGUGUUUUGUUUAUUAACCAAUUUUGGGGAGCAACAUUUUAAGAUUUAUAGGAACAAAAACAUUUCUGAUUUCAGGUUUAUAUUCAAAUGAAUGUUUUUAUUAUUUUUGUGAAGACAUACGUUUUGUCACUAAAUAUAUACAUUUACACAGUUCUGUACAUCGCACUCUUUGUAUUUGCAUGAACACACUGUAACACUGGAAAUACUUAGUUACAAACUAUAUGUGAACUUAAGAAAUUAUAUAGCUGAAGAUUGUAGUAAUGUGUAAAUCCACUCAAAAUGUAAGCUUAAUUAUGUAUCCUCUGCAUAUAAUGGUUAAUAAAGAUUUUGUAUUUUAUUUA
This is a messenger RNA of Electrophorus electricus (electric eel), 6632 nucleotides long. It is a transcript of the gene prdm11, whose product is annotated as PR domain containing 11. Gene Ontology annotation, molecular function: protein binding. Lineage: Eukaryota; Metazoa; Chordata; Actinopteri; Gymnotiformes; Gymnotidae. The record is from RefSeq and is a predicted model, not a curated record.